AUGAUAUAAUAAAAUAGAGUCCCUCAAAAAAAGUUUAGUUUAAAUCUACAUAAUUCUGCAAUAGAUUAUAUUGAUAGAAUACUAUCAGAAGUGUCAGGUAUAUGUAUCAAUUGAUAAAAGGAAUGAAAUGCCUCAUUUUGGAUUAGGAAACCAUUGGUAUAAUUUCACUUAUAUACUCUCAAUCAUAAAUAUUGAAGAAAGAUGUCUAUUUAAUGGAAAAGAUUGAUGCUGCUGCUUCUACUAAAUAAAAGCUUUAGCAUAUGAAGGUUAUUUUUUUGAUUCGACCAACUUAAGUAUAGAAUGCAUUUUAAAUCUUUAGGAAAAUUAAACAUUGCUAUUAUAAGAGAUUAAAGAUAAGAGAUUUUGUGAAUAUUAUAUCUUCUUUACAAAUACUUUAAGCAAUUUUUAUAUUGAAUAAUUGGCAGAAGCUGAUGAUUCUGAUCUAAUCAAACAAUUAUAAGAAAUUUAUUUAGAUUAUUAUAUAGUUUAACCUGAUACUUUUACAUUAAAUAUACCAUCUACUAUUUAAUUAACUAAAAGUGUUUCAUAAUGGAAUUCAAAAGAUGAACAAUUAUUUUAAAGAGUACUUGAGGGAUUAAGUGCUACAAUUUAUAGUCUUAGAAGAAUUCCAAUGAUUAGAUAUUAAGGAUCAAGUGAAAUUUGUGCAAAAUUAGCUUAGAAAUUAAGUUAAACAAUGAGAGAAGAAUAUGAAUAAUCUUAAUCUUAAUUUAUGCUUUCAAAUUGUUUACUCUUAAUUUUAGAUAGAAGAGAAGAUCCAGCAACUUUAUUAUUGAAUUAAUGGACAUAUUAAGCUAUGUUACAUGAAUUAAUAGGAAUAUAAAAUAAUAGAAUAGAUAUUCGUUAAGGUUAAAAAGCAUUAAAUUAAGCUGCAGUAUAAUAUUUAUAAUUAUAAUUAGAGUAUUAAUAAAACUGAUUCAGAUAGUGAAUUUGUUAUAGCAUCAAGUUUAGAUGACUUUUUUGCUGACAAUUAAUAUUCAAAUUUUGGAGAAUUAGCAUAAAAUAUAAAAGAUUUUAUUGAUAAAGUUACAAAUUAAAAGAAAGAAACAGUUUAAAUAAAUUCAUUAGAAGAUAUGUAAAAAGCUGUUGAUAGGAUUCCAGAAAUAAGAAAAAUGAGUGGUAAUUUAUCUAAACAUGUUGCUUUGAGUUGUGAAUUGUCAAAAUUAGUAGAAGAAAGAUAAUUAUUAAAAGUAUCUAAAGUUGAAUAAGAUAUUGUUUGUAAUGAAGCAAAAUCUGAACAUUAAAGAGCUGUAUUUUAGAUGCUUGAAGAUAGAACUAUUUAAACAUAUGAAAAAUUAAAAUUAGUUAUGUUAUAUGCUUUGAGAUAUGAAAAUUGUGAUAAAAUUUCAAGAAUGAAGGAUGUUUUGAGAGAUUUGGGUGUUAAAAACAACAGUUUAAAUUUAAUAAAUCAUUUAUUAGAUUAUUCUGGUAAAGCUAGAAGAUAAGGUGAUUUAUUUAGUGAUAAGAAUAUAUUUUCAAAAGCAUAAUAAAAAUUAAAAUCAGUUUUUAAAGAUGUUCCUAAUAUCUAUACUUAACAUCAACCAUAUUUUCUUACUAUAUUAGACUAAAUUCUUACAAAUAAAAUUAAAGAUAAUGAAUUUCCAGCAACAAAUUUAAAUUACUUUAGAGAUAGACCUACUGAGAUUAUUAUAUUUUAUGUUGGUGGAACAUCUUUUGAAGAAGUCAAAGAAAUUGGGUUGUUGAAUAAAUAGCGUAUAUUAUAUAGAAUAAUAUCUUAGCCAAUUCACCAAACAUUUUAUUAGGAGGUACAUACAUUCACAAUUCAAGAACAUUUCUUGCUGAAAUUUGUUAAUUAGCAUAUGAGAAUAGUAUAGACAUAGUUGUAGAUAAGUCUAAUCCUAGAAAUGAUGCUAAAUUUCAUAAAUUUUGA
Molecule: messenger RNA, 1909 nt
Organism: Paramecium primaurelia
Lineage: Eukaryota; Ciliophora; Oligohymenophorea; Peniculida; Parameciidae
Source: the annotation of a GenBank genome assembly